This is a messenger RNA of Vicia villosa (hairy vetch), 612 nucleotides long. RefSeq lists its product as uncharacterized. NCBI's taxonomy places the organism in Eukaryota, Viridiplantae, Streptophyta, Magnoliopsida, Fabales, Fabaceae. The record is from RefSeq and is a predicted model, not a curated record. The transcript is spliced from 7 exons. Gene Ontology annotation, molecular function: tRNA binding. Bases 1 to 612 code for a protein of 203 amino acids.
AUGGUGAAGGGUGUAGUCAAAGUUAGUUCAGAGUUGGUAAAAUUUCUCAUUACAGAACAAUUUUCUGAAACCGCGUCUUCUAUAACUUCAUUCAAAGUUGAUUCCGAUGUUGUUUCGCUCCACGGCGACACUUCUAGUGGUGAGAAGGAGUUUAUUGGGGUGCAGGGGUGUAGUUUGUUGCAGGGGUGUAGUAUGUUCUCAGGUUUUCUAGUUGAGGAGAUAGAUGUUAGCAAAGCCAAAUUGCGGCAGGUUGUUAGUGCUUUGGCAAAGUACUGCAGUCCUUAUGAGUUAACGAACCGCCUAGUUGCACUUACAAAAAAUGUCAAACCUGGAAAACUACGGAAUGCUACGUCUCAAGGACUGUCCACAGGAGACACUGAUCCUGCCAAAGCGAAAGCCUCAAAACCUACGGGCAAAGAGGUAGCUGAGAAAGAGAAUGAACUUAGUGUCAGUUUGCUUAAUAUUCAUGUUGGAUUAAUUCGUAAAGCAUGGAACCAUCCAACAGCUGAUAGUUUUCUAGUUGAGGAGAUAGAUGUUAGCAAAGCCAAAUUACGGCAGGUUGUUAGUGCUUUGGCAAAGUACAGCAGUCCUGAUGAGUUAACGUUAAUGUAG